Pyrus x bretschneideri (Chinese white pear) is the source of this 1624-nucleotide messenger RNA. RefSeq names its product transcription factor bHLH137. Gene Ontology annotation, cellular component: nucleus. Bases 127 to 1194 code for a protein of 355 amino acids. The record is from RefSeq and is a predicted model, not a curated record. Gene Ontology annotation, molecular function: protein dimerization activity; DNA-binding transcription factor activity. Gene Ontology annotation, biological process: regulation of DNA-templated transcription. The transcript is spliced from 8 exons. NCBI's taxonomy places the organism in Eukaryota, Viridiplantae, Streptophyta, Magnoliopsida, Rosales, Rosaceae.
CUCUCUCUCUCUCUCUCUCUCUCUCAUCUCCCUCUUCUAUCACUUUCUUUCAUAGAACUCUCUCAACCAUUUUUCCAAUUUUUCAAAAGCUCUCUCUCUCUCCAGAUAUAUAUAUAUUGUUAUACAAUGGCAGCCUUUUCAUACAAUGGCAGCCUUGACUCAAUUUUCUUGCCCAACGCUCCGGCUACCAAUGACAUCAUCAUUUACAGUAACUUCUUUUCCCCAUCUGAGCCUUUAACCCGGGAAAUUCAAGCUGAUAAUAAUUCAAGAGCUGUUGAAAGCAGCUGCACUAUGGAUCACAGCUCCACUCAUAAGGCUGCUUUUAGUGACAAUGAGAAUGAGCCUUCUGUGACCAAAAACAAGAGCACAGAGUCCUCAACUGUUGUGGAUGUGGAUAGGCUUGAAAUUGGUGAGCAGGUCACUCAGAAAGUAACUCCUAUGGACAAGAAGAGAAAAUCCAGAAUUGGGUCAUCCUUCAAAUCUGCUCAAUCCAAGGGUACUCAAGAGCAUAAGGGAAAGAUGCAAAAGAAGAUUGGUGGCGGUACCAAGAAAGCUGAGGAAAAGAAGAUUAAAUCAGAUAAAAAAGACCAGGUGAAAGUAAGAGAAGAACCUCCAACUGGCUACAUUCAUGUUAGAGCAAGGAGGGGUGAGGCUACAGAUAGUCACAGCCUUGCAGAAAGGGUAAGAAGAGAGAAAAUUAGUGAGAGGAUGAAGAUGCUGCAAAAACUUGUCCCUGGCUGUGACAAGGUAACUGGAAGGGCAGUCAUGCUGGAUGAAAUUAUCAAUUAUGUUCAGUCCCUACAAAAUCAAGUGGAGUUCCUCUCACUGAAACUUGCUUCUUCGAAUCCAAUGUUCUUUGACUUUGGAAUGGACAUGGGUGCUUUAGUGGUUAAACCAGAGAGAUUGUGUAGCAUGGUAUCACCAUAUCCAUCUGCGCAACAAUGCAACCUAAUACAGUCCACACCUUUUGCUGAUACAUCCACCAACAUCACUGCCACCACUGCCGCUGCCACUGCCGCCAUCACCACAAAUAACAACUAUCAUUUUCUGGACAAUUCAGCUUCACAUCUACUUCAAAGGCCAAAUACCUUCUCUCAGGACAGUGAGAGCUUGUUGUGGGAUGUGGAAGAUCAAAGACAAAACUUUCAUAAUCCAUGUGGUUUCAGCAACAGCAACUUGUGUUCUUUCAAUUAAUUAUAAUGCAAAAAAGCUGCCCCACAAGCAUAACAGCAUAUGUUUGUGAACAGACUACAAGAAAGCAGCAAAAAACCGAGAAAAAGAAAACCAGACGUGGAAAAUUAAUCAAAAACUUAAGGUUCUCUUUUUUACAGUUCCAUUGGAGUGGGAGCUUUGAACAUGAAUAAAGGUCAGCAAGCAAUACCAGUGGAUGCAGAAGAACACAAAAGGACAACAGAUAGCAACCGACCAAUGAAAGACCAAAUCUUUUUCUAGAUCCCUUGCCUUAUAUUAUCCAAUGCACAAAUUCCAAGGCCCCAUAGCCAUAUGGUGGUGGUGAAAAAUUGGAAUUUUAAUAUGUAAAAGAAGAAUAUUAUAUUGACCAUUAAAUGUAUUUGACCAAUUCCUGUGGUUUCAGUUAUUCUAGUUAUUUCAGUUAUUUUUUUAA